GGCGGGGCGGGGCCGGCGGCAGCAAUGGCGGCCAGCGGCAAGUCCUUCCUGGCCGACGCGGGCUAUGGCGAGCAGGAGCUGGACGCCAACUCCGCCCUCAUGGAGCUGGACAAAGGCCUCAGGUCUGGCAAGCUCGGGGAGCAGUGCGAAGCCGUCGUUCGUUUUCCCAGGCUCUUCCAGAAAUACCCGUUCCCCAUUCUCAUCAACUCGGCGUUCCUAAAGCUGGCCGAUGUUUUCAGAGUGGGGAACAACUUCCUGAGGCUGUGUGUGCUGAAAGUUACUCAGCAGAGUGAGAAGCACUUGGAGAAGAUCCUAAAUGUGGAUGAAUUUGUCAAGAGAGUUUUCUCAGUAAUCCACAGCAAUGAUCCGGUUGCUCGGGCUAUUACGCUCCGGAUGUUGGGCAGCAUGGCAUCUAUCAUUCCAGAAAGGAAGAAUGCACAUCACAGCAUUCGCCAGAGUUUGGAUUCCCAUGAUAAUGUGGAAGUUGAAGCUGCUAUAUUUGCUGCUGCCAACUUUUCUGCGCAAUCUAAGGAUUUUGCUGUUGGAAUAUGUAAUAAAAUCAGCGAGAUGAUUCAAGGUUUGGCCACACCUGUGGACUUGAAGCUGAAGUUGAUCCCUAUUCUGCAGCACAUGCACCACGAUGCCAGCCUGGCCUCCAGCUCCCGGCAGCUGCUGCAGCAGUUGGUGACAUCCUACCCCUCCACCAAGAUGGUCAUUGUCACUCUGCACACCUUUACUCUGCUUGCUGCUUCUUCUUUGGUUGACAUUCCCAAGCAGAUUCAACUUUUGUUGCAGUACUUGAAAAAUGACCCCAGGAAGGCUGUGAAGAGGCUUGCAAUCCAGGAUUUGAAGUUGUUGGCCAACAAGACACCACAUACAUGGAGCAGAGAAAAUAUUCAGGCACUCUGUGAAUCUGCUCUUAACACUCCUUAUGACAGCUUGAAAAUGGGCAUGUUAUCUGUUCUUUCCACAUUAUCAGGGACCAUUGCCAUUAAACAGUACUUCAGCAGUGCUCCAGGAGCAGCUGCUACAACUGCCAGGUCAUUUGAUUUGGUAAAACUAGCACAGGAAUGCUGUUACCAUACUAACCGUGGCAUUGCUGCUCAUGGAGUGAGAAUUCUGACCAAUAUUUCAGCCUCUUGCCAGGAAAAAGAUCUUCUGCCUUUGGAGCAAGAUGCAGUUUUUGGCUUAGAAGCUCUUCUUGUUCUCUGUAGUCAAGAUGACAGCCCAGGAGCUCAGGCAACCUUAAAGAUCACGCUGACCUGCAUGGUGAAGCUGGUGAAGUGCCGCCCUCACCUGAGCCAGUCCGUGGUGGAAUCCCUGCUGGCACAGCUGCACAGUGCCCAGGACAAUGCCAGGAUCCUCAUGUGCCACUGCCUGGCAGCCAUUGCCAUGCAGCUGCCUGUCUUGGCGGAUGGGAUGCUAGGAGACCUAAUGGACCUCUAUAAAUUAAUUGGACAAUCUGCUACAGAUAAAAAGCAGGAACUCUUGGUUUCUCUUGCCACAGUGAUAUUUGUUUCCAGUCAGAAAGCUUUGUCCACAGAAAUCAAAACUGUUAUUAAACAGCAGCUUGAGAAUGCCUCCAAUGGGUGGACAGCCUACAGGAUAGCCAGGCAGGCUUCCAGGAUGGGCAACCACGACAUGGCCAGAGAGCUGUACCAGAGCCUGCUGACCCAAGUGGCUUCAGAGCACUUCUACUUCUGGCUGAACAGCCUGAAGGAGUUCUCCCAUGCAGAGCAGUGCCUGGCAGGCCUGCAGGAGGACAACUACAGCUCCGCGCUCUCCUGCAUCGCCGAAGCCUUGAAGUCCUACCACAAAGGAAUAGCGUCACUGACGGCUGCUAGUACGCCACUUAAUCCUCUGAGCUUUCAAUGUGGAUUUGUGAAACUCAGGAUUGACCUUCUGCAAGCUUUUUCUCAACUUAUUUGUACCUGCAACAGCCUCAAAACAAGUCCACCCCCAGCUAUUGCCACAACGAUCGCUAUGACGUCGGGAAAUGAUCUCCAGAGGUGUGGCCGCAUCUCCAACCAGAUGAAACACUCAAUGGAGGAAUUCCGAAACUUGGCUACACGGUAUGGAGAUCUCUAUCAGUCAUCUUUUGAUGCAGACUCAGCAACUCUAAGGAACGUAGAACUACAACAGCAGAGCUGCCUGUUGAUUUCACAUGCAAUAGAAGCUCUGAUUUUGGAUCCAGAAUCUGCAAGUUUCCAGGAAUAUAGCUCAAAUGGAACAGCUCAUGUUGAAAGUGAAUAUGAAAGAAGAAUGAUGUCUGUAUUUAAUCAUGUACUAGAGGAAGUGGAAUCCCUCAACAGGAAGUAUGCUCCUGUGUCUUACUUGCAUACAGCUUGUCUGUGCAAUGCUGUCAUUGCCUUGUUGAAGGUGCCCCUUUCAUUUCAGAGGUACUUUUUCCAAAAGCUGCAAUCUACAAGUAUUAAGCUCGCUCUAUCCCCAUCUCCAAGGAACCCAGCAGAGCCUAUAGCAGUACAGAACAACCAGCAGCUGGCCCUCAAGGUGGAAGGAGUGGUUCAGCACGGAUCUAAACCAGGCCUUUUCCGUAAAAUCCAGUCUGUCUGUCUGAAUGUCUCUUCAGUGCUGCAGAGCAAAUCUGGACAAGACUAUAAGAUUCCUCUUGACAACAUGACCAAUGAAAUGGAGCAGAGGGUGGAACCGCACAACGACUACUUCAGCACUCAGUUCCUGCUAAACUUUGUGAUCCUUGGCACCCACAACAUCACCGUGGAGUCCUCUGUGAUAGAUUCAAAUGGUAUUGUCUGGAAAACUGGGCCUAAAACAACUAUUUUUGUGAAGUCUCUUGAGGAUCCAUACUCCCAGCAGGUUCGUCUCCAGCAGCAGCAGGGCCAGCCUCCAUCGCAGCAGCAGCAGCAGAGAACCGCGUACUCGCGCUUCUGAUUCCACCAGUGACUCCACCAGGUCAACUGGUACUGCCAUUUUUUUGGACACUGCUUUUUUAAAUGUUUUUUGAAGAUUUUGUAUUGCAGCCUUCUCCUAGAAAGUCACAGAUGCCAGUUUGUUGCUUCUUGAAUUAUCUGGAGUAAAUUUGAACUUGAUUCAGCAGAGGCAGCUGUUUAAAUUUGGAGUUGUGCUCUUACUAUAAGAACUUCUGCCUGAUCUCUGACUUUGGUUUACAAACCUGUUCCAGCAGGCUUCACAAACUGCAAUGGCAGGGGACACUAGGCUUCUUGACUGGUACUUUCUGUGCUGUUGUUUUUUGAAGCACAUAGGUUCUAAUGUCAGGCUUACAGGACAUAGGGAAGGACUUCUGUUUGGCUGGUUACACACACUUGGUAUUACACUCAUUUCUGUGUCUUUUAAUGUGAAGGAAUUGGCAGGAAUAUCCAGAGAUUCUUUUUCUGACAUUUUAUUUGCAAGUUCCAGUAUUUGGCUGGUGUAUGUAUGUUAUUAAAAUUCUUCAGCACUACUUAGUGCAUGCAGCUGGAAGAAAAAAAAUUGCAGUUCACUUGUGAUACCCAGUCGCUGCAGGGAGAAGAGACUGCUUGAGGGUUUGCUGUCUGGGGAGUCUUGCAAGAGGCAGAGUUUUACAGGUGGGAAUAAUCACUGUCUCUUAGAUUAUAUGGAAGCUAUUACCAUGUUGUUUUUUAAAAUUUUCAUGCAUCUGUAUUUCUGAAAACUUUUGUAGGGUUUUUUUUAAUUUGCUCUUUUAAGAGGGAAAUUAAAAUGAAUGACACCUUG
Messenger RNA from Passer domesticus (house sparrow), 3711 nucleotides. RefSeq names its product integrator complex subunit 7 (gene INTS7). The transcript is spliced from 20 exons. Gene Ontology annotation, biological process: snRNA 3'-end processing. The coding region runs from base 25 to 2910 and encodes 961 amino acids. The record is from RefSeq and is a predicted model, not a curated record. Lineage: Eukaryota; Metazoa; Chordata; Aves; Passeriformes; Passeridae. Gene Ontology annotation, cellular component: integrator complex.